Messenger RNA from Gloeophyllum trabeum ATCC 11539, 3246 nucleotides. RefSeq lists its product as uncharacterized. The record is from RefSeq and is a predicted model, not a curated record. Lineage: Eukaryota; Fungi; Basidiomycota; Agaricomycetes; Gloeophyllales; Gloeophyllaceae. The coding region runs from base 1 to 3246 and encodes 1081 amino acids. The transcript is spliced from 5 exons.
AUGCCCAAGGCUUUGAAGGCAUCCCGCGCUCGUCAAGCGAGUGCCGCACAAGCCAGGAAGGUUCUGCAAGGACAUAAAGAAAAUAUACAGCCUACCGUCCAGUCCGGAUCUGGCCAGUCAUCAAGCAGCGGGUGGGUAACUCGGUCGCAGUCUGGAGCAUCCGAGUCACCCGAAAAAGUGCAAAAAGAGACUCUGUCAUUGUAUAAGGAGCAGGCACGGGUACUACUCAAAGAAAACUCCCACCUUAGAUCAGAGCGGUCGGGCCUUCUCCGCAAGCUCCAGGAUGCCGAAGCGGAUCACCUUGAAUCUGCGGCACAUGUUAAGGAUCUUAAGGACAAGAAUGCAGACCUACGGCAACGUGCGACGCAUGCUGAGGAUCUCAAGGACGAGAACGUGGACUUAUGGCAAUGGCUUCAUGUUCUCGAGCGGCGUAUACAGCGGCUUCAGCGGGACAACGUCAAGGCGCGGAUCGCUACGAGGAAGAAGGUUGCUGAGGUGUCAAGCUCCGAGAAAGAUCAAAAUGACUCUGGAUAUGCUCUGCCUGGCCGCGAGGAUGCUCUUCUGGCUACUAGUCAGGCUUACCAGGCUGUCGGCUCUCUGCAACUGGACCUGGCUAAUCUCCAUGAACAGGCGAUGAACACUAUCUAUACAGUGGUCUCGGAGGCAUCUGCUCGGGCUCUGGAUGCUGAGAAAGCGCUCACUGAUGAGAGAAACACUUCGAGCUUUGCUGUAGCACUCUACCAAGAGGAACUCUGUCGGGUCCAAUACCAAGUGUCUGCUGCUAUUUCUGAAGCGCAAAUCACUGCUGACAAUGCUCGAUCUGAGGCACAGGACUGUAUCGAAAACUUCAAGUGUGGACUAGCAGCUUCGAAAGCUCAAGGAGGCUACCUGACUGAGGCACUUUCGGCCUCGAAAGCUACAGUUUAUGCCUUUCGGAAGCGGUGCAAGAGGCAUCCCGAUGUUAUGGCGAGAGUUGUCUCGAAGGCUGUUAAGAAGUAUGUCCAGGAAUCACGGAUUGUUCGUCUCAAGUUCAAGGGAGUUUACACGCUCGCUGCCCGGAUGGCGGCACGCAAGCUUAUUAACUUCAAUGUGGCCUCGGAACAUAUUCGUGAUGUCUUUAACACCGUGGCAGAGCUGCUUGGUGUAUCGAUACCUCCUGAAGAUAAGAUGAGCCGUCAGACCGUACGCCGCGCUGUUCUCGAGGGUGGUGUAGCAGCGAAACUACAAGUGGUGUUCGAUAUCAUGCAGUCCGAAGGCUUUAUGAUUAGCGGGGAUGGCACAUCGCACCGGCACAUCAACUACGAAUCCAAUUUUAUUGCUCUGUCGACGCCAGUGUAUACUACAAGCUCAAGUUCAGGUCCCACGGGAAAGGCACAUCGCCUACGAACACUUGGUGUCCAUUCGGCUACAAAUCGUAAGGCUGAUACGCAAGUCGACGGCUGGAAGGACUUGUUCUCUGAGUUUCAAGAGUUCUAUGAUUGCAGUCCUUUGUCACGGCGGCACCAGACAAUAGAAAUGGCUGAGAUCGCGCGGAAGCUCAAAGGGUACUUUUCCAACCAUGCUGCUUAUCAGAAGAAGACGUCUCGUGGCAUGCAAGACUGGAAGUGGGACGAGAGUCUGUGUGACCUCGGGGAAGAUGCCCUAUUGCUCAAGGACGUUACCAAGCUUGUGCAGAUUCUCGCAGAUGCCAAUGCAGCGAAGAUUGCCACCGUAGGAGGAAUGGAGAAAUGGAACUUGCUCUCUUGGGACGAGCAGACGGUCUACAAGUGGCUUGGUGAGGAGGUGUAUGCUGCGUUAUCGGAGGAGGAGAAGCACAAGCUUGACCUCUACAUAUGGGGGGGUUGUUGUAUGCACAAAGACCUUAAUAGUUUCAUUGGUGGAAAUACUCGAAUGACGGCAUGGUGGCUUGACAAUGGUGUCACUCCUCCGGUUCUCCUUGCCAACAAAGAUAAUGCUGCAGUUCUUGCUGGUCGUUCCACAACCUCGGAUGCCCUCACCGACACUGAGAAGUGUGCACUUGACAGCUUGACUUGUGGUGGCGUGAAGACGAUGGACAUUGGUGGUGCAGUGUUCAAGAAUAGUGAUCAGAAAAAAGGACAAGGAGAUAGUUAUGCCUAUCGUUUUGGACGACGGUAUCCGGACACCAGCAAUACACGUUACCACUCGCAUGGUGAUAGCGCUUGUGUCACUUGGGCAUGGCUUGAUGAUCACAUUGAUUUUGUCUUACGGAUGAAAGAAUGCAAAGCAAAUAACACAUUCACCAAUAUGGAAAAGAAUCUUUAUAAUGCAUUACAGGAUCCAGCUACCCUAACGGAGAUGGCUUGUAUGGUGUUGUAUACCCAGACAGUUUCGGAGCCCUACCUCAAGAUUGUUCGUGGCCCUGGGUCUGAAGGCUUAAAUCAAUUAGAUCUUGGCCCAUUCCAUGAAGAGGUGAAGACCCACAUCAAGAUGUUGAUUGAGGACCCUGAUCUUGUACUUGCUGAAGAUGCAAGGCCAGAAUUGGCUACACUUGAUGUGGCGGACUGGGCAUAUCCGGAAGCAGUGCACACUAUUCAGCAGAGGGCAUCGGAGAUGCCAUAUCUUCGUCCUGUCUUCGUGGCCUUUCUAUCUGGGGCUCUAGAGACCUGGAAUAGAUUUACUAGUGAGUUCAAGUCAGGUGAGAUUGACAAGGCCACAGAAGAGGAUCGUGCACUCGCCUGGAUGCCAGCAACCAAUGAUCAUAAUGAAGGUGCACUGGGCUCACUUCCGGCUCUACCUCCGAAGCAGGCCCAAUGCCGCGCUGCAUUUCUACAAUUCACAAGUGAUACCUUCAUGGACAAGAUGCUAGUUCACGAGGACUUUGAUUUCAUCCGGCGCGAGGCUUGCAAGUUGGAGAGCCGUGGGCUUGAGAAACAGCACCGUCAAGCACAAGUGGACCAUGAACACAUGCUGGAGGACCCGCGGCGCCGAAAAGAGGCAGAGAAGCGGCGGAAGCUCGCUGAGAAAGCUGAGAAGUUGGCGGGGAUUCUCGAAGUUCACCGACAACUUGAUGGUAAUCAAGAUAUGCCCAAGAAGUCGCACCUGAAGAACAAAGCAGAGAAAGUCGCAGUGUUGAAGCACGUGGUUAGGCACUACUUAGCAAAAUACCCCAAGUCCGAUGGCAAGUGGCUGGAGGACAUGGGGAUUGGCAUCGAGACAGACGAGAAUUCUGACGCCGACAUGUAUGGCACAGACGGUUCUGACAACGAGGACGAGGGUGAUGAGUAG